AUGUCCUCAGCCGUUACUACCACCGCCUUGAGCAAAGGCAAGGUGAAGCUGUCGGGUGCGCAGGAGACUCUCCUCCUCACCCUCUUCGCCCGCGCCAAGGACGCCGAGUUGUCUCACCCGAUCCUGAACGAUCACUACGCCCUCGAGAUCGUCAACCAGAUCAAGGAGCAGGGUUAUGACUUCAAUCGCACCUCCAUGGGCUUCGACCGCCUGCCGACGUUCUCAGCCCCCGUGGCGAUGCGCGGCCGCAUGCUGGACAUCUGCACCGAGAGGUUCCUCCGCCGGAACCCGGGCCCCGCGACCGUGAUUCACCUGGCCUGCGGCAUGGACUCGAGAUGCCACCGCGUGCAGUGGCAGGGCGAGGGCAGGGUGUGGAUCGACGCCGACAAGGAGGAUGUGAUUGAGCUGCGAAGGCAGGUAUUGAACGACCCGGAGCCGGCCAGGGGAGCGCAGUACCGCCUGAUUCACCCCAACAUCCAUAGCGACACGUGGCUCCGCGAGGCCAAGAUUCCCGUGGACAGACCGGUCCUGAUCCUGUUUGAGGGCCUCACCCCGUACCUCACGAACGAGGAGAUGGUGGGUCUGGUGAGGCGCAUCGUCAACUACUUCCGCUCGCAAGGCGCCCACGGAGAGCUUCGCUUCGACGCCGUCGGCUCGAUUACCUACUUCGCCAUGAACUACAUUUUCAGAACCCCGUUCAAGGUCAUGGGCACGCAGUUCCACUACUACCUAGACGACCCAAGAUCCCUGACCCAAAAGGUACCUGGUCUGAGGUACAAGGACUCCAUGUUCUUGAUGCCGGAUCUAUUCAGAUAUGGCUUUUUGGGACUGAUUCUCGGAUUUUUCACUUGGCUCAUUGACUUGUUCGGCAUUUCUGGACGUCUGGGUGGUGGGUAUGGGUACGAAUUCUGA
Messenger RNA from Colletotrichum karsti, 912 nucleotides. Its product is annotated as O-methyltransferase. The coding region runs from base 1 to 912 and encodes 303 amino acids. NCBI's taxonomy places the organism in Eukaryota, Fungi, Ascomycota, Sordariomycetes, Glomerellales, Glomerellaceae. Gene Ontology annotation, molecular function: methyltransferase activity. The record is from RefSeq and is a predicted model, not a curated record. The transcript has a single exon. Gene Ontology annotation, biological process: methylation.